This is a messenger RNA of Salarias fasciatus (jewelled blenny), 917 nucleotides long. RefSeq names its product H6 family homeobox 3b (gene hmx3b). Bases 29 to 904 code for a protein of 291 amino acids. Gene Ontology annotation, molecular function: RNA polymerase II transcription regulatory region sequence-specific DNA binding; DNA-binding transcription factor activity, RNA polymerase II-specific. The record is from RefSeq and is a predicted model, not a curated record. Gene Ontology annotation, cellular component: nucleus. The transcript has 2 exons. Gene Ontology annotation, biological process: regulation of transcription by RNA polymerase II. NCBI's taxonomy places the organism in Eukaryota, Metazoa, Chordata, Actinopteri, Blenniiformes, Blenniidae.
GGUGAUUUAUAUCGGUCAGUGAGGGGUGAUGGCAGACUCUGACACGCAGGAGACUCGCCAACAGACCAAAGACUCCCCGUUCUCCAUAAAGAACCUGCUGAAUAUUGAGGACAAACCCACCAAGCAGAAAACCCUCCUCGGUUCAUCCAAAGGAGUUUUUGAGGGCGCCCUCUUCUCCCGGCUGGGCGACUUGUCUUUCCCUCGGUUUGAGCUGCCAGCGCAGAGACUCGGACUAUCCGCGCAGUAUUUGGAGAGGGCUUCUACCUGGUGGUACCCAUACACACUGGGGACGCACUUCAGGACUGCAGGAUCAGAGAAGGUCAGCCUGAGAGAAAGCUCGCCGGCUCCGGACAGGCGCUCCCCGGAUUUCCCCAAAAGCGACCCAGAUGCCAAAGAGGAGAGCGCGGACGACGACAUCCCGCUGGACGAGAGCGACGCGGAGGAGCCAAAGAAAGAGUUAGACCCGGAGGAGGACGAAUGGAGGAGGAAAACGGACGAGCUGGACUCCGAGAAGAAGCCGUGUCGGAAGAAGAAGACGCGCACGGUGUUUUCCCGGAGCCAGGUCUUCCAGCUGGAGUCCACCUUCGACAUCAAGCGCUACCUGAGCAGCUCGGAGCGCGCGGGCCUGGCCGCGUCGCUGCACCUGACGGAGACGCAGGUGAAAAUCUGGUUCCAGAACCGGAGGAAUAAGUGGAAAAGGCAGCUGGCCGCGGAGCUGGAGGCGGCCAACCUCAGCCACGCCGCGGCGCAGAGGAUUGUGCGCGUUCCCAUACUUUAUCACGAGAACGGCGCCCCCGAGACGAGCGGGGGUCCCGUCACAAACUCAGCAGGGAGCCAGUCCCUGCUGGCUUUUCCCCACCACAUGUACUAUUCACACCCAGUCCCUCUGCUGAGGCCUGUUUAACACCGAGGGGGGC